Messenger RNA from Lolium rigidum, 480 nucleotides. Its product is annotated as oryzain alpha chain-like. The transcript has 2 exons. Bases 1 to 480 code for a protein of 159 amino acids. Lineage: Eukaryota; Viridiplantae; Streptophyta; Magnoliopsida; Poales; Poaceae. The record is from RefSeq and is a predicted model, not a curated record.
AUGAGGAGUCCCACGGCUGUCAUGGCGGUGGCAGCGCUUUUGCUGCUGCUGGUAACCCUGGCGGCGGCGGACACUACGGCUUCAUCGCACAGGGAGCAGGAGAGGAUCGCGGAGGACGAGCGGCGUGUCAUGGGGGAGUGGCUGGCGAAGGACAGCAGGAGCUGCAGGGAGGGGAGCGAGGAGGAGGAUCAGCGGCUGUUUGCGGAGUGGAUGGCCGAGCAUGGCAAGAAGUACAAGGACGCCGGCGAGGAGAUGCGCCGUUACGCCUUCUUCAAGGACACACUCAGCAGGAUGGAUCAGUACAAGGCCAUCUUAGGUAGGAACUCGGUGAUCUUUGUCUACAACGGGCCGUUUAGCGACCUCAGCCACGAGGAGUGGAGGGCCAUGACCUGUGGGAUGCUUCGCAACGACGACGAGAUGUUGGAUGCUUCACUAUCCAUAGCAAGCGAACGAUAUAGAGGAAUGGAGUACUAUAGAUGA